Messenger RNA from Salmo salar (Atlantic salmon), 2419 nucleotides. It is a transcript of the gene rhg15, whose product is annotated as Rho GTPase-activating protein 15. Lineage: Eukaryota; Metazoa; Chordata; Actinopteri; Salmoniformes; Salmonidae. Gene Ontology annotation, biological process: signal transduction; regulation of GTPase activity. Gene Ontology annotation, cellular component: cytoplasm. The record is from RefSeq and is a predicted model, not a curated record.
AUCAACUGUGGAGCAGCAGUGAAAGAGAUGGUGGUUGGACUACACCACGUGAUGAAACCUACUUCCUCUAAAUAUAAAACUUGCCCUCUUUCUCUCUAUCUCUUUUCUUUUUGUGAUCUGAGGGUGAUUGAUUUGAUAGAAAGAUGGCGGGGAUGAGAAUCACCAAUCAGAGCGUAGGGAAACAGCCGCCUCUGAUUCUGCCCCACCAGGUGACCGGAGUGGCACCAGGUACGGUCCCGAUGCGCAUCAAGACCUCUCAGAGCAGCGGGGAUCGCCUGAGUCAAACCAAGUCCAUGGUCCUGCAGGACCCCGACCUGCCUCCCAGAACUAUCUCUCGCCACCGGAGGAACCAGUCUCAGCAUAACAUUGGUGGAGCUGGAGCCGUAGAGACUCCUGUUGUUUUGAAUGGUGAAUAUUUGAAUAAAGCCAAAAUAUCCGAAGGAGGCAAAAAACUGAGGAAGAAUUGGACUUCAACUUGGGUAGUCCUGGACACAGAUAAACUUCUGUUUUAUAAAGAUAGCAAGCAAGAAGCCCUGACAAAUUUGAAACCUGGAUGCAGUCCUGAUGGGAUGGAUCUCUGUGGGGCCGUGGCUGAAUGGACAACGGAGAAGUCCAGCCGGAAAAACGUGCUUCAGAUAACAACCAGCUCCGGCAGUGAGUUCCUUCUCCAGGCUGACAAUUACCACACUAUUUCUAAAUGGCAUGAUGCUAUUAAAAGGACAGCUGACAAUUUGUCUAAAGGAGCUGCUGGGAAGGCCUCUGAUAAGCCUGGCAUACGAAGGGCAAACAGCACAGAGUACCUACCUAGACAUGGGUUGCCUAGCAAGACACUGUCACUGCCAAGACCUGCACCUGAGUCCCUCUGCACAAAGGAACCCAAACCUGAACACAGACGCUCACUCAAAGUGUUCAAGUCUUCCAAGCUCACCUACAGCAUGUCGGACAGUGCUGAUAAGAAUGGGGUGAAGAACAGACUCAAAAAGUUCAUCACAAGACGGCCCUCUAUGAAGACUCUACAGGAGAAAGGCAUCAUCAAAGAUCGAGUGUUUGGCUGUCCCUUGUUGGCACUUUGUGAGCGGGAAGGGACCACUGUGCCAAAUUUCGUCAGGCAGUGUGUGGAGGCCGUUGAAAAAAGAGGUUUAGAGGCUGAUGGCAUCUACAGAGUGAGUGGUAAUCUUGCCACCAUCCAGAAAUUACGAUUCUUGGUUGACCAAGAGGUGGAGUUUAACCUGGACGACAGCCAAUGGGAGGACAUCCACGUUGUCACCGGGGCGCUCAAGAUGUUUUUUCGGGAGCUGCCAGAGCCGCUGUUUCCCUUCCCAUUCUUUGAGCUGUUUGUGGAGGCCAUCAAGACGAAGGAAUGCAAACAGAAGGUACAGGUGAUGAAGAAGCUAGUACUUCAGCUCCCUAAACCCAACCAGGACACCAUGAGAGUACUCUUCAGACACCUGCAGACGAUUCUGACGUGCUCGCAGAAGAACCUCAUGUCGACCCAAGGCAUCAGCAUUGUGUUUGGCCCGACACUCAUGUGGCCUGAGUUGGACUGUGGGAACAUGGCGGUUAACAUGGUCUAUCAGAACCAGAUAGUGGAGUUCAUCCUCAUUGAGAGCCCAGAGAUCUUCGGCCUGCAGAAGAAGUGAUAGGGACAUUUCAUCUACAGCUAUGGAUGAAACAGACAAGAGGACUUACUGUGCCUAAAGCUUGGAGCGAGUUGCUAGUAUUACUGUAAUAUAUUAUUAAUAGGGAGGAUGUACACCUUAUGUUAAAGUGUUAGUCAUUUAAAAAGGGGAUAUAAUUUAUAUUUUAUUAUAAACUGGGUGAUUCGAGCCCUGAAUGCUGAUUGGCUGACAGCCGCGGUGUAUCAGACCGUAUACCACGGGUAUGACAAAACAUGUAUUUUUACUGCUCUAAUUAUAUUGGUAACCAGUUGAUAAUUGCAAUAAGGUACCUCGAGGGUCUGUGGUAUAGGGCCAGUUUCCAGGCACUCCGCGUUGCAUAAGAACAGCCCUUAGCCUUGCUAUAUUGGCCAUAGACCACACCCCCUCGGGCCUUAUUGCUUAACUAUAUCACUAUUAUUUCUGUCAGUUUGAACCCAGUAACUAAACUGUAUUUUAGUGAAUUAGUAAAUCCAUAAUAGUAAAGGAGGGUAUUUUGUGCUCUGAUUCGUCCAUUAACUUUUACUGCACAGUUAUCAUGAAAGAAGUACGCACACAAUAAGUGAUGCUAUGUUGAGUUGUUUGUGCAUACGUGUGCCUGUGUGAUGCAUUCAAGUGUUUUUAUUCAAGUCUUUGAAUGAGCAUCAUCCUAAAUACCAACUCCAAACUGCAGCCGUCUGUGAGUAUCUGUUUUUUUUAUAUUCUAUGCAAAUGGAGCCUGUCUCAGACACAUUUGGAAAUUAAAAAGAAGCCUUUGAAUACGA